UAAUUAUCGAUAUAUCGGGGUUUAAUUUUAAAUCAAAACAAAACAGUUUAGUUCACAGCUUCAAAUUUUAUAUUUUUACAUAGCCUACCAGAUUUCUUCUUUUGGAAACUCUACAAUGAGGAUCUGUUAUUAAUUAUAUCUAGUGAUCUGUUUGCCCUAAAUAUCGUAAUCAUUUCAAUUUUUCCAAAUACUAAUAGUAAACCAACAAUGGAUUCUCCUGAUCAUUACGAUGCUGUUCCCACUUUAACUAAACGAAACAAGCAAGAAGAACUGGAAGUAACUGGCAUAUCAAGAUCUGGCAGAGUACGCAAGAAAUCUUCAAAGCUCACCGACUUCGAAUCUCCUGAUGAAAUCGAUAAAUACCGACGCAAAAGUGACAAAUUUGAUCCACCUCCAAGCUAUCCCGUUGGUAGACCCGCGGCUCAUGCCGUCAAAAAACCUCCCGUCAAAAUAGAACAGUUCCAUCAUUCAGAAGAGCAACUAUGGGGAUAUUACAAUUUUGCAAUUUAUUUAAAAGUUAAUUUGCAUUUUUCAACUUUUUGUUAUAUAUCAGGUAGCCCAGGAGAUGAAGAAGACCUGGAUGAAAGCAUUGGGUUGGAUCAAGGAGGAGAAGGAUUUCAAAGAAUUGCACCUGACUCUGUGGAUACCGGCUCUCCAGUUCAUGGUUCAGCUCAAUCGUUGUACAUGUUGGAAAAGUCAACUAAGAAGAAACUCGUGAUUCGUGAUGGAAAAAUAGUGGGCAGAAUGAAGGCCCAGCGCAAGGAUAAAGGGAAAACAAGAUUCACUGCGUAUAUGUUGUGGGCGAAAGAGAUAAGGCAGGAACUGAUGAGAGCCAAUCCAGAACUAGAUUUCUCACAAACUAGUAAAAAGCUGGGUGAACUCUGGGCCACUGUUCCUUUCAAUGAGAAAUAUAUCUGGAAACGUCGCGCCAAGCGGCUGGCGGCGAAAGGCAUGAACGGUGGUGGCGGGGGUGGUCGCAUGGAAGCCAAGCCGGGCGGAGGGGGGCAGAUGAUGACCACAGCCACCAUGAUCACGUCGACGCAGCAGUCCACUGCCGCCAAGAAGAUCAAGUCGCCGCCUGCGCCGCGCAAGUUCAUCAACAAGCAGGCGGGGGGUCUGUCGUCACCUGAGGGUGCUGCUGGUGGUGGAGGUAGAGGAGGCAAAGCGGCUUCAGCCGUGAACCUGGUGGCCGAACCAGUGGUAGGUCCAGGCCUGUAUAAGGUGAUAGGCACUCAACCCAUAGACGCGGCCGCGCAUCUCAAACUGCUUGGAGAAUCAUUGAGCAUCAUCGGCGAACGGCUCAAGGAACAUGACGGACAAAUCGCAGUAUCGGGAAGUCUGUCGGUGCUUCUGGAUUCGUUACUGUGCGUUCUGGGACCCCUGCUCUGUCUGACGCAACAGGUGCCAGAAACGGAUGUCUGCCCUCCGCAACAGCUCUCCAAAAUACUAGACAACAUUGCCUACAUUAUGCCUGGACUAUAGGCUUUUUCCAGAACAGCUCAAUUGGACUUCGUAUGAAUCGGUAAAAUUUGUUCAAAUUUACGAUUUACCAACUAUAGACUGUUCAUCGAAAGGAGAGAGAAAAACAUGAAGUUUGCGUAGAGGUAAUUGCUCACUCAUUGUGUUUAUUCUUGAACAAGCGCAAACUUUAUUUUAUUGUCUGUCCUUUCGAUGAACAGACCUUAGAACUAGGAUCUGAGACAGUGUAGUUUAUUUUUAAAUUAUAUAGUAUCAUCGAUUUUUAAUAAAAAGUAACAAAUUUGUUUAGAUUAAUCGUUAGAUUUUUAGAAUAAGGAACUGUUUGAAGUGUUUGGUAUUUUAAUGUUUAGUUUUUAAAUGCCUAGACAGAGAAGAACAUCGAUUUUCAACAUUUUAAUUAUAUUUUAGGUCCAAUCAAAGUAAAUUUUUAAUUGUAGAACUGAUUUUAGUUUUUUAAUUUGUUGAAAAUUGAGCGCCAGUCAAGUUAGAUUAACUAAUGUUUAUUAUUGUAAAGUAAAAUCAAUUUUUAGAUGCCUAGGCCCGGUUGCACAAAGGCCUAAUCAUGAUUAAAUGUCACUGAGCCAAUCAAAGAAGGUUUAUGUUUUUAAUAAGACUUUUCUGAUUGGUUCUCGUUGCAUUUGACCACGGUUAAAAUUUAAAAGGCUUUUGUGCAACAGAGCCUUAAAUUGAAAAUUAAUUAUUUCUGAUAUUCGGUUGUGAUGGGAAGUUUCCAAUCAAGUUUGAUCUUUGGUUGUCAUGUUUAAUGGAGUUUCAAUUUUCUAAUAUUUAUCAAAUUUUAAACUUCAUGGUUGAUCUCUGAUCAAAGAUUGACUAUAGUAAACUGAAAGAUAAGAUUUUAAAUAGUUUAGAGUUUUAGUAAGUCGUAAAUUUGAGAUCAAACAAAUUCUAUCAAGGAAACAAUCUGCGAAUUUAUAUUCACUUCUUUUCAAGCGGAGUCACGGAAUCUGGAAACUACCCAGAUUGAAUAAAAUGGUUGUUUCAUUUUUACAAAAGUUCUGUGGUUGCUGUUGUUAGUUACUGUCGCAUCUCCUCUCCCACAACAUUUUAUUCAGGAAAGCAUGAUAUUAGAUAUUUAUAAUAAUAUUGAAAACUACUUUUUAUUUAUUAAAAUCAGAAAACCCUUGAAGUUCGUUUUGUUAUAUUUCGAGCAAGUACUUAUUCAUAAUAUAUUUAUUUCAUUUUACAAUUAUGAUCACUGUAAUAAUAACUGUAAUUGUUUAUCCCAAAUGUAGAUUUUAAGUGAUAUUCCCAAUUGAAGAACUUGUUUUAAAUAAUUCAAUUAACAUUUUAAAUUAAUUAAUUUAAUCUAUUUUUAUUUAAUAAUCUAUUCUAUUUAUUAAAUCGAUUUCUACUCAAGCUUUUUUGUCAGCUACUGUCAACUUCUCUCCAAUAAGUAUUUUAGAUACAUUAUAUAUGGAAAUGAAACGAAAUAAAAUGUUAUAUAUAUCAUAUAACAUAUAUUAUAUAAUAUUAACUGUAAUGUUUUAUAAUCUGAUUUGGGAGAAAUCUAAUUCGUAUAAUGCCCAUGAAUAAUCAUUCAUUCCACUCAAGUAGGCAAUAACUGACAAAAAAAGUUCCAGUAUAGUAACUCAUAUUUUGUUUUCUGCUGUAGUUAUUAAAAAUGCCAUCAUCGUGUUUGUAUUGAAUGUGUAUUAUUUAUAAGACGAUUAUAACUUUUCUAAGAAA
Molecule: messenger RNA, 3186 nt
Organism: Nilaparvata lugens (brown planthopper)
Lineage: Eukaryota; Metazoa; Arthropoda; Insecta; Hemiptera; Delphacidae
Product: HMG box-containing protein 4
Exons: 10
Coding region: 208-1482 (424 amino acids)
Source: RefSeq, a predicted model, not a curated record